This is a messenger RNA of Emericellopsis cladophorae, 438 nucleotides long. RefSeq lists its product as uncharacterized. Bases 1 to 438 code for a protein of 145 amino acids. The transcript is spliced from 2 exons. Lineage: Eukaryota; Fungi; Ascomycota; Sordariomycetes; Hypocreales; Bionectriaceae. The record is from RefSeq and is a predicted model, not a curated record.
AUGAAGCGUGGAUGGGGCGCGGCCUCCCACGAGGACCUUCUCCUCUGUCUGUUGGACUACUGCAAGCCCACCAAGGCAAUAGUGACAGAUAUUACGGAGCGAAUGAGAGUCAAGGGCUAUACAUACUCCUACGACGCCAUCAACCAACACAUUCAGAAGCUUCGCAAGAGCCGCGACAUGUCCCGCCUCAACGAGGGAGCAAACGGAGAUCCCAGCAGCAAGCCUACCACGCCCGUCAAGAGGACUGCGAGUGCUGCUUCUACGCCUCGAAAGCGCAAGGCGCCAAUCAAGAAGGCCAAGGGCAAGGUGGUCGAAGACGAGCAGUGUGAUGGUGAUGAGGAAGAGAGUUUCGAAGACCACAUGGCCAAGGUAAAGGCCGAGGCUGAUAUGGACGGUGAUCAACUCCUCAAAAAGAUCAAACAAGAAGCCAUUGCUUAA